Coccinella septempunctata (seven-spotted ladybird) is the source of this 1076-nucleotide messenger RNA. Its product is annotated as cuticle protein 16.5-like. The coding region runs from base 336 to 1001 and encodes 221 amino acids. The transcript is spliced from 4 exons. Lineage: Eukaryota; Metazoa; Arthropoda; Insecta; Coleoptera; Coccinellidae. The record is from RefSeq and is a predicted model, not a curated record.
GCCGAAACCGAAAGUACUCUACUAGAACUGCUUUAUGUCAUACAUGGUUUAUUAUUUGGUAUUCAACAAUGUAUUGUUCAUAUUCGGGAAAAUAUAACCAUUCCUUGAAUCUGAGUAGUCUAGAGCACAUGCAUAUUCUAGACGAAGUCUGCAUACCAAGUAGAUAUUACUCUUUCGAGUCAUGAUAGGAACGUUACCAAAUGACGUGUCGUUGCGAUAUAUUUUUUGAACGAAUGAAGAUAGGCUUGGAGUAAGUGAACAACUAUAAAUAUCCACCUAACUGUUCAUCUAGAUAUCAUACAUUCGAGUGAUACAGAUCAAUCAACAACUAAAAGAUGUUCAAAGUGGUUAUUGUUGCUGUUGCCUUAUUCGCCUAUGGAGUGAUGGCAGCUCCAGAAGCUAAAGCCAAAGCUGAAGCAAAACCAGGAGUGUUGGCUGCGGCACCACUUGUAGCUGCAGCACCAGCAGUAGCUCCAGCGGUAGUUACCGCCACUAGCUCGCAAUCUUUCAUCAGGAACUACAAUGCCCUUGCAGCUCCUCUAGUCGCAGCUCCUGUUGCAGCAGCUGCGUCAUAUGUCGCAGCUCCAACGGCACCCCUAGUAGCCUCCCCAUACAUCUCGCCAUAUUAUGCACCAUCUUACUAUGCCCAUAUUCCAAGUAACAAGCAAACCGAAACAUCAUACAAAAUGUUCAAAUUGGUCACCAUAGCCAUAGCUUUAUUUGCCUAUGGAGCACUAGCAGCACCGAACCCGGAAGCAAAAGCUGAGGCCAAACCGGGAGUAUUAGCAGCAGCCCCACUAGUAGCAGCUGCGCCUGCAGUAGCUCCAGCAGUUGUUACUGCCCAAAGUUCACAGGCUAUUUUGAGAACAUACAGUGCUCUUGCUGCUCCAUAUGUCGCAGCACCAGCAUCUUAUGUUGCAGCUCCUGCAGCAUCGUACAUAGCUUCUCCUUACUUAUCACCCUAUGCAGCACCAUACUUUUCCGCGCCUUAUUUGAUUUGAUUCAAUAAAGAGUAAUGAAAUGCAAACGUUUUUUAGACUAAUCCAAUCCUCAAUAUUUUCCUAUAAUAUCCAUGA